AUGGGACCUGACUGCGCAAGCUGGCAACCAAAUUCGCCCGUGAGCGGAGGCCAAGGUGCGUGCGCAAAUGGCCUUCAGACGUUCACUGGUGCCUUUGAUAUCUGGCGCGGCUGGAACGCGAUGGGCGGCGACUACUCUGCUACUUUUGCGCAAUGGGGUAACUUUUUGGGCGCUACUUGCACUGGCGGCAAGACUGUCUCAUGCGAUCCAAAGUCAGGACAGUAUCCUAAUCCUGUCACUGGGAAGUGUCAAACUCGGCAAUGUGUUAUCGACAAAAGUUGUUAG
This is a messenger RNA of Colletotrichum scovillei, 285 nucleotides long. RefSeq lists its product as uncharacterized. The transcript is spliced from 2 exons. The coding region runs from base 1 to 285 and encodes 94 amino acids. The record is from RefSeq and is a predicted model, not a curated record. Lineage: Eukaryota; Fungi; Ascomycota; Sordariomycetes; Glomerellales; Glomerellaceae.